Messenger RNA from Scleropages formosus (Asian bonytongue), 1231 nucleotides. It is a transcript of the gene gpx4a, whose product is annotated as glutathione peroxidase 4a. Gene Ontology annotation, biological process: response to oxidative stress. NCBI's taxonomy places the organism in Eukaryota, Metazoa, Chordata, Actinopteri, Osteoglossiformes, Osteoglossidae. The transcript has 7 exons. Gene Ontology annotation, cellular component: mitochondrion; nucleus. Gene Ontology annotation, molecular function: glutathione peroxidase activity; phospholipid-hydroperoxide glutathione peroxidase activity. The record is from RefSeq and is a predicted model, not a curated record.
UGCCACUUGGUAUAAAAAAAAAAAAGUUCUAUAGAUUAUUGUUUACUCUUGUUUCUCAAAACAACAUGACUGUACUGCACCACUGCGGUAAAUGGUUAACUGCUUAACUGCUACCUUAUCAGAAUUGUUAUUGCGCUGUCCCAGGAUCUCCUAACACUCAGUAACUCCGUUUGGUCAUGUGUGGCACCGAUGGAAUCUUAGACCUUUGCUUUUGUCGUCAUCAGCAAAGAUUAGAACCGGUCAAAGAGAAAAACGAGCUAUAACCCCAGACCGAUGAUCACUUCGGAGCCUUACGCAUAGAGACACGAGAUGACUGGCAUCGCGUGAGCAGGAGCUCUGCACAAACGGCCCAAGUUGCGAUACCAGGGAGACACCGUCACGCCGCGUUCUGUCCCUUCGGCAGUUCCUGCUGAAAGGCACUCAUGCAUUUCCUAGCUUCCUCUGUGCUUUUCUCGGUUCUGCUGCAGACUAUGUCUGCGGAGGUGCAAGACUGGCAGAAAGCGACGUCCAUUUACGACUUCUCCGCCAAAGACAUUGACGGCAAAGAAGUCUCCUUGGAAAAGUACCGGGGUAAAGUUUGCAUAAUUGUCAACGUAGCCUCCAAAUGAAGCAAGACGCCCGUAAACUACUCUCAGUUUGCGAAGAUGCACGCCACGUACGCUGAGAAAGGUUUAUGCAUCCUGGCCUUCCCAUCCAACCAGUUUGGCAGACAGGAACCGGGCACAGAGGCUCAGAUUAAGGAGUUUGCCAAGUCCUACGAUGCGGAGUUCGACCUCUUCGGUAAAAUCGACGUGAACGGAGAGGAGGCCCACCCGCUUUGGAAGUGGCUCAAAGAGCAGCCAAAGGGCAAAGGGACGUUUGGGAACAACAUCAAAUGGAAUUUCACCAAGUUUCUCAUUGACCGAGAAGGACAAGUUGCGAAAAGGUAUUCCCCACUGGAUGAUCCAAGCGUAGUGGAGAAGGAUCUCGUAAAGUACCUGUAGUCCACCUUCAUCAGCCCCUCCUCUUAUUGCUUCAUUGAUCCAUCUUCUCUCGUGGAAAGCUGGACUCCGGAAGGUCUCGUCCCAGAUCAGUGACGGCCUGUCCGCAAACCUGCCUGGCGGAGCUGACAGACCUGAUGACCCCCUGCGUGCAAACCCUCUGGGCAGACUUCUGCAGUCCAGCAGACCACAGCAUUUACAUUUGUUUAUUUAGCAGAUGCUUUUCUCCAAAGCGACUUCCGAUGAACUCU